UGUGCCAGUUCGCCCGAAGAGUCGCGUGGUGGUGCAAGGUUUUCACGAAGCUGACACGGGAGCGGAUAAGGCUGCACCGGUGGCGUCUAUGGAAUCUGUCCAUCUAGUGGUUUCCCACGCUGCUGGUUUUGGCCAAGCUCUCAGGCAGGCCGACAUGAAGACGGCUUUUCUCAACUCCAGGAUGUCCAAGAAAGACAAACCUAUCUACGUAAUACCUCCGAAGGGGUUCACGUGCUCGCAGGAGCAAACAAAGCUGGUCUGGCGACUUAAGGCGUGGCUGUACGGCCUACGCCUCUCUCCGAAAAGCUGGAAUGGGACGUUUCACCUGUUCCUGCUGGAGAUUGGGUUCGUCCCGAGCACCGCCGAUCCGUGUCUGUACACGUUGAACGGGGGAGAGGUCAUCCUGCUCGUCUACGUGGACGACAUCCUACUUACCGGAGCCAAGGAGGAGCUCGUGACGACCAUUAUCGAACAGAUGAAGGAGCGCUUUGAGACGGUGGACCUGGGAGAAGCAAAGUUUAUCCUGGGAAUGGCCAUCCAGCGCAACCUCGAAGCGGGCACCAUCCUACUGACGCAAGAAGCUUACACCAAGGCCGUGCUUGCUAAAUUCGGCAUGGCUGACGUGCGCGCGACGGCAACGCCGGCCGAGAAGGAGCCGGUUACGACCAAGGAAGAAAAUGCUCUGUCGCCGGAGCAAACUACCAUGUUCCGGUCGGCUACGGGUUCGGUCCUAUACAUCAGCAGGGGAUCGAGGCCAGACAUCUCUCACUCGGUGCUGGUACUCACGAAGAGCAUGGCUAAACCAGGACCGAAGGCGCUUGCCAAACUGAAACGACUCAUGCGCUACCUGAAGGGGACGACCUCUUUGGGCAUCACCUACCGCAAGGACGCGCAAGGCGGAGAUAAACUAACCGCUUACGUCGACUCUGACUUCGCAGGCGAUCUUGACGAUCGAAUAUCGACUACUGGGGUCGUUCUUACCCUCGCAGGUGGCCCGGUGGACACGACAAGUGAAAAGCAGACGGUCACUGCCACGUCGUCGGCUGAGGCAGAAUACGUCGCAAUGUCCAAGGCGUGCAAAAUGAUCCUACACUGGCGUCAUCUUCUCAAGACCAUCAAUCGAGAGCAGACGGAGGCUACGGUGUUGUUUGAGGAUAGCACUGCUGCCAUAUCGGCUAGUGAAUCCAACAAAGUAACGCAGAAAACGAAGCACAUCGAUGUCAAAUAUCACCACGUAAGGUCGCUGAUCGUUAACAAGGUAGUGGAGGUAAAGAAAAUCGACACCAACCUCCAGAAGGCUGACAUGUUGACCAAGAACCUAGGAACGGUUAAGUUUCUCAACAACCGUCGCCAGCUUCUAGGAAUGUAGUCACCUCCCCUCUUCGUAAUCUUAAGGGUUGAAUGUUGAAGGAAACUCGGGAGAUCUGUGUAAGAGGAAUGUUUUCGCUGCUUGUUGAAAUGGCAGGUAAUGACUAUUUAAUUUUGAGUUGAGAUCGCAAGUACUCGUGAGUUGUUUUCGAGAGGACAUUAUUUUGAGAGGACAUCGAGAGAAGAUUCGAGUCCCAUGUAUCAGAAUGACGUACGUUCUUGAGAGGACAUGUUGGGGUGUUUGCUGUGCAAGACCGACUCUAUUCUGCUGUAUGUGUUUGAUACGGUAUUGUGAAGGCGUUCUGUUUUACUGUAACCGUCAGGUGCAGACAGUCCACGCGUCUGUGUGUGGAUAAUAAAUCACUCUUUUUGUUUUCUCUACCUAGCCUCUACCACGUACGCCAACCAGCGUACUACAGCUGUGGUACCGCCCAACAC
This is a messenger RNA of Ectocarpus sp. CCAP 1310/34, 1806 nucleotides long. NCBI's taxonomy places the organism in Eukaryota, Phaeophyceae, Ectocarpales, Ectocarpaceae. The record is from the annotation of a GenBank genome assembly.